UGAUGCACUCGCGUUCUGCACUUCCUGGGAAGAGUUCCCUUUUGUUUUGGGUCAGCUCGGGCUGAUAUUUUAGCUUAGCUAGCAGGCUUGUGCAGUUCCUCAGACACACAACGACAGCGUCCAUCGCCUCCAUGUCACGUUUAGUAGUUUCCCAGGAACACCAGGAGCGGAUUUACGAAGCUGUCAAUGGUGUGAAAGAACGUUUUAGUAGCUAAUUGUUCAGUUAGCUCGAAUUAGCAUCACCAGAGAUGGGGAGAUAUUUAAAAAUGUACUCGAAUAUCUGAUUGAAUUGAUCCCUCGCGGAUCGAGUGCUUAUUUUAAGUUCUGCUUCACCGAGACUCGGCUGUCUGGACGGCAGGAACCGGCUCUGAUCUUCCCAAUGGGCGAGGAGAAGCCUGAGACACUGGACUUUGUCAAGGAUUUUCAGGAGUAUCUGAGCCAACAAACCCAACAUGUGAACAUGAUCUCAGGCUCCGUCAGCGGUGUGAAGGAUGCGGAAGAUGUCCCGUCAGAUCUCGGACACAAUGGACUGGAUCAUCCGCCAGUGGACAUUUCUCUGGAGGACGGGUCCAACAUGCUGGUGGAUGGCUUCGAGAGGACAUACGACGGAAAGCUGAAGUGUCGCUACUGCAACUACGCUACCAGAGGAACGGCACGGCUCAUCGAGCACAUCCGCAUUCACACGGGGGAAAAGCCUCAUCGUUGUCAUCUUUGUCCCUUUGCCUCGGCUUAUGAGCGCCACCUGGAGGCCCACAUGCGCUCUCACACCGGCGAGAAACCGUAUAAAUGUGAGCUGUGUGCGUUCCGGUGCAGUGACCGCAGCAACCUUUCACACCACCGACGCCGACGCCACAAAAUCCUCCCCAUUAAAGGCACCCGCUCAACCCCUCCUUCACACCGCCGAACAAUCUCAGCGCUGUCCAAACGGGGCGGGGCUUUUGCAUACGGUCGUCGCAUCCUAGUAGACCUUGGCCUGCACAGAAAAAACGACGCAGAUGAGAAUGGUGGUGCAAACGACGAGCAGAACGAUCUGCACAGUCCCUACGUCAGCUUGCCCACAAAAGAUGUAGAGAAAACGAACGAUUUGGAACAUAACCCACUUAGUCAGCUCUCGGCGCUGGCUGGACAACUUUCUAGUCUACCUUCGGAGACGCCGGCUUCUCCUGGGGCGGACUCCCUUCCCGAAGAAAAACCCUCUUUCCUCAUACAAUCCUCGGCCGCCAUUUCCAGCAACGUCUCCUGUCCCAUUGUGACUCUCACAUCGACGCCGGACAUUCGGGACACGGCACACGGGGGGCAGUGCAGCGACCGGACGAGCACGCCCAGUAACAGUGGCACAAACAGCCAGCCGGGAACACCGAACCCGAGCCACGAGCCGCAGCUGCUCCACCACUGCCCUCACUGCCACAUCUACUUCCCUGAUAACGUCCUUUACACCAUUCACAUGGGUUGCCAUGGCUAUGAAAAUCCCUUCCAGUGUAACAUCUGUGGCCACAGGUGCAGAAACAGGUACGACUUCGCCUGCCACUUUGCUCGAGGACAGCACAAACAAUAAAUCUCUGGAACUCGGAAAAGACUGGACGUUUUUCCAGUCAGCGUUACUGUAGGAUAUUGUAGUUAUGUACAGAUCUAGGAAAUGAGACGCAUUCAGUCUAGGAUACGCCAAUGACUUUAACCCCAUUUAUGUUCUAAUAAAACAUGGUGGUAGGCGGUCCAUUUCUGGGAUGGAGCAGAACAGUCCAGUCAGAUGGUCGGAAACAGGAAGUGUGCGUUUUCAGCCACUCAACUUUACAAACAGUGGCUCAGAAUGUUUGUGAGAUUGUAGGUGUUUCCCGAGUUCACUUACAUGAUCAUGUACAUUACUGCAGAACCUAAAUUACUGGUUCAGCCGCCACCAGGGUUCACUUUAAACUUCCUGUUUUGAAUUGAACUGCUGUCCUACAGGAUGUGCUUCACUAAAGGGCAGCACACACGUGGAGCAUCAGGAUGGAACCAGCUUGGGUCCCACUUCCUGUUUUAUCCUCCACUCAAGAUGCCAGGAUGUAAGAUAUCAAGAAGGAGCAGAUCAGAAUUAAAAAAAAGUAUAUGCUAAGUAAUUUAUAACUUGUUUUUUUUCCCCUGUUUAUAUGAAGUUAAAGACGUGAAUCUAUUAUGUACUUUGUGUCGAUAUUUGUGGACUUUUACUUUUUUUAAUCAGGCAGCUACUGGACACCCAUGCCUCCAAGUUGAUCUAGCUCACGAAUUGAACUGUGAUUAUGAGUAUUGAAUAAGGCACGUGUUGAUAUUCUGUUGAUUUUGUUAUGGAGCUUCUGAUGGUCACAGAUGAUACUGGUCAAGCGCGGUAUGGUGAUGAUCUCCGUCACGAUAUCUGCUAUGAUAAAAGUUGAAGUAAUUCUGAAAGUAUAUCGACACAUGACUAGUAUUGAUUGGACGUUUGUAGUUGAUAAAGUUGUCUUACAUGUCCACAAAUGUCCACAGUGUCUGCUUUUACCAAAGAUGCAGUCGAUCGGUCAGUGGGUAGUGGGAAGUUGUAGUUUAGAGGCUAAAGCACGGAGAUAUUGAACAGAAGGUUGUGAGUUCAAAUCCCAGCACCACUAAUCUACCACUGUUGGGGUCUUGAACAAGACCAUUUACCCUCAACCACCCAGGUGUAUCAGAUUGGGUGAAAGCAUCAGCCAGUUGAUCAAAUACAUACGAGUUUAUCAAUGUUUAAAGUUUUGGCUUUUUUUGUAUUGGAUCUCCAGCUAGCCAACAUAGACCUGUGUGCUUGUUUCUAUAGUAGCUUGAAAGUCCUCCACCAGCCUCCUGUACUCUGUGUUCUGACUCGUCUCCAUUGUGGGUGCAGCCGGCAGUGGAGGAGUCACUAGAGAUUUCAGCAAGAGGUACAAACUGGAGGUGUUCUAGAAGUCCAGAGACAGAAGAUGAUGGUUCCUCAUGGUGCUCACCACCACCACAGGUCUUGAUGGUUCAAAAUUCAGGAAACUGUAGAUACUUCCAGAUGAAAAAGACGAAAAAGAAGAUGUUUGGUUCAGAAAUGCAGGAUAGUGUUGAAGGUCCUGGAAAAACCAAAGAGCAUGAUCCUGAAAGGAUUUAGUUCAUGCCAAAAAUCCACCAUGUGUCUUGCAUUUGAUUAGUUGCAGGUGCUUUUACCUGCACCAUUAAACCUAUGUUGGAGGCUGGUGGACACACAAUUCUGGGUACAAGAUUGUUGGGUCAUCAAGUUAGUUCCUCAGUCUGACAGGUGGAAUGGUGUUGAAGGCAGAGGAAUCAAAAACAAGUUCCUUAACAGGCUUCUUAACACCAAGUCCACUACCAGUUCUUGUGUCUUGCAGUUGGUGAGCUCCAGGUGCUUUUUUCCUCAAACUGCAAGACCUCCACCAGCCUUCUUUACAUUGCUCUGAUCUGUCUCAUUUUGAAAGCACCUUACAAUGGUGCGGACAGCCACCUCCAACACACAAUUCUGGUGUCUCAGAAAUGGGGGUUGAUUGUGACAUUGGUUUACAAUACAGGAGACUGUAGGGGCAUCAUGCUUGUUCACCAGGACAUGUUGAAGUCACUGGUGAAAUCAGAGAAGAUCAAACUGUAGGAGGUCAUCAUCACUUCAUUUGUCUUGCUCUCUCCUGAACCACAACGUCUCCAUCAGCCUUUUCUAACCUGUACCCUGAAUGGACUCCAUUUGGGGAACACGCUUCCUUAGAGGGUCCAUCAGAGACCUUCUGCAGGAGGUGCAAAACAGUGUUGUUCUGGAUGUCUGAUUGGAAGAAAGUCAGGAUGAUGCCUUAUCCUUCCUGCUGCCACCUUUUACACAUAGUUCUGGUGUUUCACAGACUGUGGCCAGUUGAUCUAAUCCAGGUCCAUGAUCCAGGUCACUGUAUGGGCAUCAAGAUUGCUCCCUAAACUUAGAGGCAAAAAAAUCAAAGAACGUAAUAUUGACAGUUGAUCUGUAGAGCAUGGAGAUCAGGUCAUCCUCCACACCCAGGUGUGUACAAGGUCCUGAUGGUCCAGGAACAAAAGCUGAAUAAGUUUGAGGACGAGCACCUCAAAGAUCUUCAUGAUGUUAGACAUUAGUUACACAACAACCUCCAUGCGUUAUCUACAUUAUCCUGGAAGCAAACUUCUCAGCUGAUCGACUUCAUCCCGAAGGGACACUGUGGACGUUUGUUUUAGCCUGAGUGAUUGGUUUUAAAUCAACUUUAUAUUUGUGACGGUCUGCUUUGGGGUUUAACCUUUUAAUCUGUGUUAGAUUUAGCAAAAUGAUGCCUGGAAUAAUUUCAUACACAUUUUAAUCUUACAGAAUUUUUUUUAGAUGGAGUGUGGCCUUCCUUCUGAUUCUGUAGACUUAGAAGCAAUUAUAACAAGUCUUAAAAUCCCAGAGAUUAAGUGAACAAUUAAUAGGUGUUUUUAUAUCAUUAUUAUUAUUAUUAUUAUUAUUACUGUUGUUGUUUUUUUUUUUUGUUUUUUUUUUAAACAAACAGCAUACUUUGGAGACACUUAACAUUCUUAGCAUUACCGUACUGGAGAUGGCGUGUAAGCUGCGAUCUUUUUUUUUUUUUUCUGAUCCCGUGUCCACUUCAUUUCAUUUCAAGAUACAACUGCAAUAAUAAAACACUUGGGGUGUUGGAGAUUCUGGCUAAAUGACACAGCGAUGUCCAGCUUUGUAUCAUAACUGUAUGCUAACUAGUAUUGAUGGUUGCUGUGGAAACAACCUCCUCAUGUGAAACUGAGAUGUAAUUAGCCAGUCAUUAUUUAUAUCAUCAGGCUGUAUAGUGACCUCGGAAACUAAGCUCCGCCCCCGGGAUGAGGACGAGGUCAUGUUCAACCAGCCAAUCGGGACAGAGAGUUCAGAGUGUUUUACUCGACAUCCAGAGCUAAUGGUGCAACCUUGACCAUCAUCAUCAUCAUCACCUACCGUGUUAACAUUUUUUCUCUGUUGAACACCGUCGUAAAUCUGCUAGCAAUAACAUCACCCCCCCCAUGAUGUCAGCGAGCGACACACAAGUACUAACGUCUCCCAGGAUUAAAGGAAGGAACUUCACCAAGCAACACGCCAGCACCAGAAAUGCUAAAUACACCACAGAUAUCUCAGUAGGAACAUAUUUACCGUCUUUCAGGACACACCUCUGCUGCUGAUUAGCCAGAAGUUUUUUUUUUUUUUUUUUUCCAGUUACAGUGGAAGAAGGCGGAGCCACUGUUUGAUGGGCGUGACAAAUUAAAAAAAAAGCAGUAACAAUGACACGUGGCACAGUCUCCUUUAAUACACGGAUACUUGGUCAUGUUAAUGGUUUUGUGUUACAUUCUGUAGCCAGCUUGGGCAGUUAUUCUUGACUGGUGCUAGCUAGGUAACCAUAGCAACAGGCAGUGAAUAUAGGAAAUGCCCAAGGUGGAAAAGUGUGAAACUGUAACAUUGUAGAGAAGCCAAGAGAAACCUGCUAGCAUUAGUGCUACACAGUCCCUGUUAUGCAGACUAUUUUCAUACUAUCGUUUUAUUUUGCGUGAAUUUCUCUUCUUAAUGAAGUUUGAACUUUUUAUAUUUACGUUUUCUUUACUCUCUCUCUCUCUCUCUCUCUCUCUAUUUUUCUCUCGCUUUCUCUAUCCCUCUGUCGCUUUCUCUCUCUCUCUCUCUCUCUCUCUCUCUCUAUUUUUCUCUCGCUUUCUCUAUCCCUCUGUCGCUUUCUCUCUCUCUCUCUCUAUUUUUCUCUCGCUUUCUCUAUCCCUCUCUCUCUCUCUCUCUCUCUCUCUCUCUCUCUCCUUCUUUCUCUCUUGUUCUCUCUUUAUCUCUCUCUCUCUCUCUCUCUCUUCAGUAUCUGCCUCUCGUUUUUUUCCUCUUUAAUCUUUGUAUACAUUUAGCUCUGUCAUGAUUAUUAAAACCUGACUGAUUAACUGUCACAAAAUUUGAUGUAUACUUUUAUAAUACAAGAAUAAAAGUGUACUAGAAAUAAACGUCUGGAGUGAAACGCUGUUUGAUGCUGUUACAGGAAAUUAAUCAGCGACAUGAGAUGAAGAUGAGGUGAAAUUGGUUAUUUUCCUGUAACUGCACAACACACAGUGUUUUGCUCCUCUCAUGUCAAAGAAAUUUGCCAACAGUUUAUUUAUUUAUUUUUUAAAAAUAAAUCAACGAAUGUAAUACUUUUUAUCCGUUUCUAGGUACAUUUAAGGUUUAAGGUCUGUGCUACUCGGGCUGAAAUGAUUCUGAUUGGUCAGUCGUGUAAUGGUUGUGACAGGCUUGUCUCUUCUUGAUCUCAAUGUUAAACGUUACCUUUAAUGUUUGUGGUGCUCUGAAUAACACGUCACACUUCAUGUAUUAAAACUGCUCUUCUGGUGAAAUUGGUGUUAAAUGUUAAUAAAUUAUAAUAGUGUCCUGUG
Hemibagrus wyckioides is the source of this 6363-nucleotide messenger RNA. RefSeq names its product IKAROS family zinc finger 5 (gene ikzf5). Gene Ontology annotation, biological process: regulation of transcription by RNA polymerase II. The record is from RefSeq and is a predicted model, not a curated record. Lineage: Eukaryota; Metazoa; Chordata; Actinopteri; Siluriformes; Bagridae. The transcript has 4 exons. Bases 380 to 1555 code for a protein of 391 amino acids. Gene Ontology annotation, molecular function: DNA-binding transcription factor activity; RNA polymerase II cis-regulatory region sequence-specific DNA binding.